This is a messenger RNA of Spodoptera frugiperda (fall armyworm), 2235 nucleotides long. Its product is annotated as thioredoxin-related transmembrane protein 2 homolog. The coding region runs from base 94 to 894 and encodes 266 amino acids. The transcript is spliced from 4 exons. The record is from RefSeq and is a predicted model, not a curated record. NCBI's taxonomy places the organism in Eukaryota, Metazoa, Arthropoda, Insecta, Lepidoptera, Noctuidae.
UCGCUUCGUGAAACAGAGCGUCUCAGCCCGGACGACAUUAUUUAGUGCGAGCUAUAAUCGUAAUAUUAAAAUUGAAUUAUUAAAUCAAAAACCAUGUCGUACAAAGCAGAUUUACGGCAAUUAUUAAAGCCAUAUUACUGGUUCAAUAUAAUAUUAAGUAUGUCCUACGUUACGUGUAAGAGAACGGGUAUAAUUUGCAACUUUUUGUUCCCUAGUUCGGACUGUGAGUUGGACAGUAGAGAAACGGAAAUAUUAUUUUUCCUAAUUAUAGUCGUUAUGCUGAGGACAAGGAAGGCGGGAAGUGUGACUAUGGUUAACUAUUUGUCGUCUUCAUUCGUUUAUACGAAGAUUGCUAACUUAAUUCUAUGGUUUUACGCUGAUAUAAGAUACGGCCUACCCUACGGAGCCAUCCUAAUUCUAUCAGCUCUACUCCUCCCGGAACCAACAUACAUGGGCCCGGAACACGUAACCUACUUCAGAGGCCCUCAAGUCCUGGAUGACGAGCUGAAACACCACAAGAGUACCACUUGGAUAGUCUGUCUGUAUGCUGCUUGGCAUCCAGCUUGUGUCAACUUUGCUCCGGUGUUUGCUGAGCUGUCUGCGAGCUAUAGCUUGGAUAACUUGAAGUUUGGAAAGCUUGAUGUUGGCAGGUACCCUGAAGCGGCAGCUAAGUACAGAGUACAGGACGGUCCGACCAGCCGGCAGCUGCCGACGGUGCUGGUGCUGUCCGAGGGACAGGAGAAGAUGAGGAGACCUCAGGCUGACCAUACCGGGAAACUGCAGAAGUUCCUCUUCUCAAAAGACAAUGUGAAGGCAGCGUUCGACCUGGACGGCAUCUACCAGGAAUGCAAGCAGAGACUGGCAGCCACCAAGAGCAUUAAGAAGGAGGAGUAGACUCCACCACCACCUCAUACUUCAUCCUCAUCAUAAGCUGGAAGACGUCAGCUGCUGAACCAAAGCCUUGUCUGCAAAGUCAAAUUAUAAAAGCAUGGUGUUUAUAAUAUAAGGUGUUCUAAAAGUAUCUGCCACGGCUUUAAUGAGAGGUAGUGUUGUGUUUGAAGAUUACAAUAGUGAAGAAGUUAGAAGUUAAAUAAUCAUUGACUCUACUCUAUAUUAAAGCUGUGGCAGAUACUUUUGUGCUACUCCUUAUAUAGAUACUUUAGAAGUCAAGUUAGAAUAGUCAAAGUCAAAAUUAUUAAUUUUAAAUAGACCGAAAAAGUGGCACUUUUGAACGUCAAAGCAAAUAUUAAAAUAUUUUUUAUAUUUAGCAAAAUGUUUGUCUGUCGGUCAGUCCUCUAGUUGCUCUAUUUGCUCGUUCCAAAGUGUUACUCUUUUUCAAUCAGGUUCACAAUACAAUUCUUAGUUACAUUGUUUCGAUUGCUUUAAUUAUGUGAGAACAAUGUGACACUAAUAUUCAGUCAAAGGGAUCAAAAAGAUCUUUGGACAUGCGUAUAGAUAGAUGCAUAUAGGUAAUAAACUUACAAUAAAAAUUAUAUCACCUGAAUUAUCCUUUUUGUGUUGGGUAGUCCAUUUAUCGAGGAAGGCUAUAGGCUAUAAAACUUCACGCUAUGACCAAUAGGAGCCGAGCAGCUGCUGACAAUGCGCGGGAGUAGCUGCCUAGUUUUAUUUAAUAUGAUUAUAAGUAUGUAAAGAUCUGUUAAUAAUAGUAAUAUUUAAUUUAGUGCUGCCAAUUUUUUUUACAACCUAUUUAUUUUAUAAUUUUGUAUGUUUUGAUAAUGUCGUUAAAUUCCUUAAUGAUCUAUGAAUCUAAAGUAUAAAUGCAAUAAAAUUAUUAUUAAAUAUUAUGUCGCAGACUGUAUAGAUUGUCUAUUUAAUGGUGCUUUUCCACCACAGAUGUGCUAUGUAGCUAUGCUACGAAGAUGUAAUAGCUAAGCUGUGAAACUAUGUGACCGUUUCCACUGAUACUAAACUAUGUAGCUGUGCGAGGAAGAUGUGCAUCUCGAGUAUGCGAUGUAUCGAUAGUAGAGAAGCCAUCCAUAGCACGCAUCUUCCAUAUAAAAACAUAGCUUAGUUGAGUCCGUUUCCACCAGUGCUAAGCUAUGUGUACUAAUGAAUAUGAUUGGUGGAAGCCAAACACAUCCACAGCAACGUAGCGUAGCACAUCUCUGGUAGAAAAGCAGCCUGAAGUAACUGCCUUUUAGUAUAAGUUGAUGUUUUAUGUGUUGUGUUUAUUUAAUGUUUUUUGUAAAUAAAUCUUUAUUAGAUCGUGCUUUA